Messenger RNA from Tetranychus urticae (two-spotted spider mite), 2341 nucleotides. RefSeq names its product serine/threonine-protein kinase D2-like. NCBI's taxonomy places the organism in Eukaryota, Metazoa, Arthropoda, Arachnida, Trombidiformes, Tetranychidae. Gene Ontology annotation, biological process: phospholipase C-activating G protein-coupled receptor signaling pathway; protein phosphorylation; intracellular signal transduction. Gene Ontology annotation, cellular component: cytosol. The record is from RefSeq and is a predicted model, not a curated record. Gene Ontology annotation, molecular function: ATP binding; protein serine/threonine kinase activity.
AGGUAUUUACUAUUUGCUAGGUUAGUUUAACUCAACAAGUUAAACGAGUAGUUUGACUUUAUUAUUGACAGAGUUAUUUUGUGAUUUAAAUUGAAUUGCUAUUAAAUUGUGUUAUCAAUUAACCUCUCGUGACACUUGAAUUGGAAAAUGUAUGAUCGUGUGACAAAUCUCCACGAAAAAUUUCAGCAAACCCUAAGGAUUGAAUCAAGUGAAGAUGAAGAUGAUUUAGCCGAAGAAGAAGAAGAAGAUAAUUUAACUGAUUUGCCCGACAAAGACAGUGAUUUGGAUGCAACAUUUGCAGGUGAAACUGUGCUUGAUGACUUUCAACCUUUCAAUCACCAACAACAAUCAUCUUCAUCCUCAUCAUCGUCACUAUCAUCGUCUUCAUUGUCAUUAACAGUAACAUCAAACAAUCUCUGUGAUCAUCUGGAAGAAGAAAAGGAGAAAAACAGUGAAAAUGAAACAACUGAAGAAACACUUGAUGUUUGCCAUGAGAAUCACCGUGAAUCCAAUCGUAAAAAAAGCAUAACAAGCCACCUUCCUUUGAUGAGCUUAAUUCAACGAAUGAGAAACUCUCGGCGUAAAAGUAUUCGCUUACUUCGAGAAGGUUGGAUGGUCCAUUAUACCGAUCGUGAUCCAAGGGAGAAACGUUAUUUCUGGAGAUUAACCCCUAAAUCUUUAACCAUGUAUCUUAAUGAUCAUUCAGUUAAAUAUUACAGAGAGAUUCCAUUGUCCGAGAUAAUUGCCAUUAUUCCGUCCAACUUGGAUGAUCAUUGUUUUGAACUGAGAACCUCUAACUUCGACCUUUUCUGUGGACAGUCGGAUGAUAAUUCAAGAGCUUGGGAAACUGCUUUAAGAGAAGCCCUUAUGAAUGGUGAAUUUCAACCGGUGGUUAAACAAGCAGUUUGCAUCAAUUUAACCAACUCAACCUCAACUAAAGAUGACCUCAGUCACCAAUACCAGAUAUUCCCUGAUGAAAUACUGGGUUCAGGUCAAUAUGGAACUGUCUAUGGAGGUGUCCAUCGGAAAUCUGGUCGUGAAAUCGCCAUCAAAGUGAUUGACAAGACUCGCUUUCCAUCUAAACAAGAAGAGCAAUUGAAAAAUGAAGUUGCCAUUUUACAGUCCAUCAAACAUCCAGGAAUUGUUAAUCUUGAGAAAAUGUUUGAAACUCCAGAGAGAAUAUUUGUUGUCAUGGAGAAACUUCAGGGCGACAUGUUGGGAAUGAUUUUAUCAUCUGAAAUGAAGCGACUUCCAGAGAGGAAAACAAAGUUCCUAAUUUACCAGAUACUCAUUGCCUUGAAAUAUCUCCAUUCAAGGAACAUUGUCCAUUGUGACUUGAAACCGGAAAAUGUACUUCUCUCAUCAGACGAUGAAUAUCCUCAUGUUAAAUUGUGUGACUUUGGGUUUGCUCGAAUAAUUGGUGAAAAGACUUUUCUUCGGACCAUUGUCGGAACUCCUGCUUAUUUAGCUCCGGAAGUACUUCGAAACAAGUCUUACAAUCGUUCACUGGACAUGUGGUCAUUGGGUGUAAUCAUUUACGUUUCCCUGUCGGGAACCUUUCCAUUCAGUGAGGAAAGUGAAAUUAAUGAAAGGAAUCAAGCCUCGGCUUUCCUUUAUCCACCCGAUCCUUGGGAUUCCAUCAGUUUCCAGGCCAAAGAUCUUAUUGAAAACCUGCUCCAGGUUAAGCCAAGGAAAAGGUUGACCGUUGAGAAGGCCUUAAGUCAUAUCUGGUUUGAUGAUUCCAAGGUUAAGUCGGAUUUAAUCAAAUUGAAAACCUAUCCUAGUCAAUUGAUCUUCCAGGAAGAACGGCCAACACUUAAUGAUCGCAAACGAUGUUCACUUCCUCACAUUUUUUCAUCCCCACACGAUAGACAUGCGAAAAAGUUUACUAAAGAAACAGAGAUUGAACCUAGACUGGCAGGUUAUCCAUUUGAAACGAAACCAGCUAAUAGCAUAACAUCAGCCCUCAAUUCAACGCUUAAAAAUUUCCUCAUGAACACAGCCACUGGACGGCAUUCAUUUUCAAAAGCUUGUUAUUCUCAUCAUCAAUCUCGAUCACAAAAAAUUGUCUCAUGAAAUCGGACUGCUAACAACUCCAUAUUUACUCGCUAUCCAAUGUAAUGAUCAUUGGUCAAACAAAAAAUAACCCAAGCUUAAUGUUUGUUAUUAUAGAUGUCCUAAUCUUUUAUCUGAUUCAAUGUUUCAAUAAAUUUCACUAUUCUAUUGGAUUUAAUUAUUGAAACUAGCUUUGACAUUUAUGUAAGCAUAAAUGCGAAUUCAAUUGUUUGACUAUUUUAUUGAGCUUCAUAUGAAAUUAAAAUUUGAAUGGAAAUAAAUCUCA